GCCCCCCGAGCCGGACGGGACCAGGACACACACAGGGCUGCCAUGGCUGAGGAGGAGGAGCUGGGCACCAGGGUCACCCGGAGGGGCCCUCUGUCAGCUGGCAGUGCCCGGGGCGGUGCCACCGAGUCCAGCACGCUGCUGCAGGAGCUCCGCGGCAACAUCUCCAAAUCCGUGCAGAGCAAGGUGGACUCCAUCCUGCAGGACGUGCAGAAGUUCUCGGACAGCGACAAACUCUACCUGUACCUGCAGCUGCCCUCGGGGCCCAGCCUGGGCGAGAAGAGCAGCAGCAGCAGCUCCUCCUCGCUGGAGCUGAGCACGCUGGGCACGGCCGAGCACAUGCACGCCUGCAGCUGGAUCCGCAACCACCUGGAGGAGCACACGGACACCUGCCUGCCCAAGCAGGACGUCUACGACGCCUACAAGCGUUACUGUGACAACCUGGGCUGCCGCCCUCUGAGCACGGCCAACUUCGGCAAGAUCAUCCGCGAGAUCUUCCCGAACAUCAAAGCCCGGCGCCUGGGGGGCCGCGGCCAGUCCAAGUACUGCUACGGGGGGAUCCGGAGGAAGACCGUGGUCAGCCUUCCUCCCCUGCCCAGCCUGGACCUCAAAGUGACCGAGACGCAGGCGGAGCUGGCCGAGCUGGCUCACUCGUACAGCGCCGAGGUGACGGAGGCCGCGUGUGCCCUGACGUGUGACUGGGCCGAGAAGAUCCUGCGGCGCUCCUUCAACAACAUCGUGGAGGUGGCGCAGUUCCUGCUGCAGCAGCACAUCAUCAGCCCCCGCUCGGCCCACGCCGACCUGCUCAUGGCCAUGGUGCUCUCAGAAAACACGGACAAGCCCCCCCAGGACCCCCGGCCACCCUCAGCCCCCAAGAAGAACGGCCCGGACCCCGCGGACAGCAGGCAGGAGCAGGCCAAGAAGGACGCUGUCGCCAAGGUCCCCGCGCAGCCGCGGCCGGAGAAGAAGAAGCCGGAGGCGGCGCGGGCGGGCAGCAGCCCGCAGGUGAGCGCGCUGGUGGCGCGGCUGCCGCUGCUGCUGCCCCGCAUCCCGGCCCCGCAGCGCCCGCCCGUGCCCAGCGCGGCGCCCGCGCCGCCCGUGCUGGUGCCGCGGCCCGCGGGCACCGUGAAGGUGGCGCUGCCGCUGCCCGUGGGCGCCGCCGCCAUCCCCGUGCUCAACGUGCUGCUGCCCGGCGUGGGCGUGCCCGCGGCCGAGGCGCCGAGGGACAACGAGGGGCAGCAGCCGCAGCAGCCGCGCGGCCGCGCCGCCAAGCGCGCCCCCGAGGGCGCGGCCGCGGACGGCAGCGCGCGCAAGCGGCGGCGCGGGAGGCCCCGCAAGAGGCCGGGGGACAGCGCCGCGUCGCCCGAGGAGCCCGAGGUGGCCCGGGGCGAGGACGGAGGGGACUCGGCCCCGGGGGCGUCACCCGGGAGUGGCGGGGCCGCCGUGCCCGGCGGGGACAGGGGCGUGGCCGGCGGUGCUGCUGAGGAUGCCGGGGACAGCAUGGAGGUGGACAGUGACACGGUGGCUGGUGGGGACAGCCCGGGCAGUGGCAGUGCCACCGUCCCCCUUGGGGACAAUGGCAGUGCCACUGCCACCCUUAGUGACAGCCUGGUCAAUGGCAGUGCCACUGUCCCUAUUAGUGACAGCUCAGUCAAUGGCAGUGCCACUGUCCCCCUUAGUGACAGCCUGUCUGGGGGCAGUGCCACUGUCCCUGUUAGUGACAGCUUGGCGGGGGGCAGUGCCACUGUCCCUGUUAGUGACAGCUCAGUCAAUGGCAGUGCCACUGUCCCCCUUAGUGACAGCCUGGCUGGGGGCAGUGCCACUGUCCCUGUUAGUGACAGCGCAGUCAAUGGCAGUGCCACUGUCCCCCUUAGUGACAGCCUGGCUGAGGGCAGUGCCACUGUCCCUGUUAGUGACAGCGCAGUCAAUGGCAGUGCAACUGUCCCUGUUAGUGACAGCGCAGUCAAUGGCAGUGCCACUGUCCCCCUUAGUGACAGCUCAGUCAGUGCCAGCGUCCUACUCAGUGACAGCGCAGUCAAUGGCAGUGCCACUGUCCCCCUUAGUGACAGCCUGGCUGAGGGCAGGGCCACUGUCCCCGUUAGUGACAGCUCAGUCAAUGACAGUGCCACUGUCCCCCUUAGUGACAGCGCAGUCAAUGGCAGUGCCACUGUACCCCCUGGGGACAGCCUGGUCAGUGUCAGUGGCACCAUCCCCCUUGGGGACAACUCGGUCAAUGGCAGUCCUGCUGUCCCCCUUCGGGAAAAUGGCAGUGCCAGUGUCCCCCUCAGUGACAGCCUGGUCAGUGGCAAUGACACUGUCCCCUCUGGGGACAGCUCCGUCAGUGGCAGUGCCACCACUCCCCUUGGGGACAGCCCAGUCAGUGGCAGCAUCCCUGGUGAUGGCUCUGCUGCUGGUGGCAGUGCCACCGUCCCCCUUAGUGACAGCCCAGCUGGGGGAAGUGCUACCACCCACCUUGGGGACAGCCCGCUCAGUGGCAGUGCCAGCGUCCCCCUUGGGGACAGCUCAGUCAGUGCCACUGUCCCCCUUGGGGACAGCCCGCUCAGUGGCAGUGCCAGCUCCCCCAGUUGUGGCUCUCCUGGUGGUGGCAGUGCCACUGUCCCUGUCAGCGACAAGCCAGUCCCUGGCAGUGCCACUGUCCCUGUCAAGGACAGCCCAGCCAUGUCCAGUGACACUGGGGACAGGCCUGUCACUGUCAGGGCCACCAGCCCUGUCAGGGACAGCUCACUCAAGGGCAGUGACACUGGGGACAGGCCGGUCACUGCCAGUGCCACUGUCCCUAUUAGGGAUGGGCCAGACACUGGCAGUGCCACCAUCCCCACUGAGAACAGCCCGGCCAGGGUUGGUGACAGUGGGGACAGGCUGGUCAUUGCCAGUGCCACCACAGAGGACAGGCCAGUCACUGGCAGUGCCACCAGCCCUGCUGAGGACAGCCCAGCCAGGGUGAGUGACACUGGGGACAGGCCGGUCACAAGGAGUGCCACCAGCCCUGUCAGGGACAGCCCAGCCGGGGUUGAUGACACUGGGGACAGGCUGGUCACUGUCAGUGCCACUGUCCCUAUUAGGGAUGGGCCAGACACUGGCAGUGCCACCAUCCCCACUGAGGACAGCCCGGCCAGGGUUGGUGACAGUGGGGACAGGCCGGUCACUGGCAGUGCCACCACGGAGGACAGGCCUGUCACCAGCAGUGCCACCGUCCCUGUCAGGGACAGCCCAGCCAGGGCCAGUGGCGCUGCUGGGGACAGGCCGGUCACCAGGAGUGCCACCAUUCCCAGCAGGGACAGCCCAGCUGGUGGCAGUGCCACCGUCCCUGUCAAGGCCAGUCCAACCAGGGGCCGUGCCACCAGUGGGGACAGGCCGGUCAGUGGUGACACUGUCCCUGUCAGGGACAAGCCAGUCCCUGGCAGUGCCACUGUCCCUAGGAGGGACAGCUCACCCAGGGCCAGUGCCAGUGGGGACAGGCCAGUUACUAGAAGUGCCACUGUCCCCACAGCUGGUGGCAGUGCCACCGUUCCUGUCAAGGACAGCUCACCCAGGGCCAGUGCCACCACUGGGGACAGGCCGGUCACCAGGAGUGCCACCGUCCCUGUCAGGGACAGCCCAGCUGGUGGCAGUGGCACCACACCAGUCAAGGACAAUCGGGCCAGGGGCAGUGCCACCACUGGGGACAGCUCAUCCCGGGACAGUGCCACCGUCCCUGUCAGGGACAGCUCACCCAGAGCCAGUGGCAGCGUUGGGGACAGACCGGUCACCAGGAGUGCCACCAUUCCCAGCAGGGACAGCCCAGCUGGUGGCAGUGCCACCGUCCCUGUCAGGGACAGCUCAUCCAGGGCCAGUGCCACCACUGGGGACAGGCCAGUGAGGAGCAGUGCCACCACUGGGGACAGGUCAGUCAGUGGCAGUGCCACUGUCCCUAGGAGGGACAGCUCACCAAGGGGCAGUGGCACUGGGGUCAAACCGGUGACUGGCAGUGCCACCGUCCCUGUCAGGGACAGCUCCAGGAGCAGUGCCACUGCAGGGGACAGGCUGAGCAGGGACAGUGCCACCACUGGGGACAGGGCAGGGAGGAGCAGUGCCACCAUCCCUGUCAGGGACAGGUCACCCAGAGACAGUGGCAGUGGGGACAGGCCGGGCAGGGGCAGUGCCACUGUCCCCAUCAGGGACAGGUCACCCAGAGACAAUGGCAGCGGGGACAGGCCGGGCAGAGGCAGUGCCACCAGUGGGGACAGGUCACCCAGGGCCAGUGGCAGCGGGCUCAGGCUGGUCAGGGACAGUGCCACCAUGCCCAUGAGGGACAGUGCCACCGUUCCCAUGAGGGACAGGUCACCCAGGGCCCCUGACCCUGGGGACAGGCCGGGCAGGAGCAGUGCCACUGUCCCUGCCAGGGACAGCCCAGCUGGGGGCAGUGGCACGGUCAGGGACAUGCCAGUCUCUGGCAGUGCCACUGUCCCCAUCAGGGACAGGGACAGCCCAUCCAAGGGCACUGCCACUGUCCCUGUUGGGGACAGGCUGGUCACUGCCACUGCCACUGUCCCUGUUGGGGACAGGCCAGUCAGUGGUGGUGGCACCAUUGGGGACAGGCUGCUCACUACCAGUGGCACCAGUGGGGACAGGCCGGUCAGUGGUGGUGGCACUGCUGGGGACAGGCUGCUCACUGCCGGUGGCACCGUUGGGGACAGGGUGGUCAGUGACAGUGGCACCGUUGGGGUCAGGCUGCUCACUGCCAGUGGCACCGUUGGGGACAGGGUGGUCAGUGACAGUGGCACCGUCGGGGACAGGGUGGUCAGUGACAGUGGCACCGUUGGGGACAGGCUGCUCACUGCCAAUGGCACCGUCGGGGACAGGGUGGUCAGUGACAGUGGCACUGCUGGGGACAGGCUGCUCACUGACAGUGGCACCCCUCCUGGCAGGGACUGUCCCUCCAGGGGCAGUGGCACUCCUGGGGACAGGCCGGUCCCUGGCAGUGCCACUGUCCCUGUCAGGGACAGCCUAUCCAGGGGCACUGCCACCAUCGUGGACACGCCUGUCACCGGCAGUGCCACCGUCCCUGUGGGUGACAGCCCCUUCUGGGCCUGGGGCACCGCUGGGGACAGCGCGGGCGCUGGCAGUGCCACCUUCCCCGUCAGGGACUGCCCGUCGCGGGGCACCGCCGCCAUCGUGGACGCGCUGGUGACCCUGAGUGGCACCGUGGUGGACAGGAGGAUCCUGGGCAGUGUCACCGUCCCCGUCAGGGCCAGCCUGUCCCGGGGCACUGCCACCAUCGUGGACACGCCCGUGUUCGUCAGUGCCACCGUCCUCGUUGGGGACUCCAUCCCCAGGGUCACCGCCACCAUCGUGGAGUCCAGGGUGCCCGGCCAUGCCAUCCUCCCCCUCGGGGACACGCUGGCCUGUGGCAGUGCCACCAUCCCUGUCAGGGAGUGCCUGUCUGGGGACGGUGCCACCGUCCCUGGUGGGGACUGGACAUCCAGGGACGGUGCCACCGUCCCUGUCAGGGAGUGUCCGUCCAGGGAUGGUGCCACUGUCCCCAUCAGGGAGUGCCCAUCCCGUGACAGUGCCACCCUCCCUGUUGGGGCCGGGUCAGUGGGUGGCAGUGCCACCAUCCCUGUCAGGGAGUGCACAUCCAGGGGCAGUGCCACCCCUGGGGACAGCAGGCACGUCACUGGCAGUCCCCCUGUCACGGACACACUGGUCAGUGGCAGUGCCACCAUCCCUGUCAGGGACUGCCCGUCCAGGGGCAGUGCCACCCCUGGGGACAGGCCUGGCAGUGCCACCCCUGGGGACAGGCCUGUCCCUCCCGUCCGUGUCAGUGUCAUCAGGGAUGGUAGGACGGGCACCAGGGUGGCACCGGCGGCCCUGGCACAGUGCGGUCACAGCCGGGCCGGGUCCCCCCUCGGGGACACGCAGGGACACACGGGGGCGGGCACAGGGACGGGGUCCCCUGCGUCACACCAGUAAAAACCAGUAAAAACCAGUAAAAAACAGUAAAAACCAGU
Molecule: messenger RNA, 6008 nt
Organism: Melospiza melodia melodia
Lineage: Eukaryota; Metazoa; Chordata; Aves; Passeriformes; Passerellidae
Gene: RFX5
Product: regulatory factor X5
Exons: 11
Coding region: 43-5970 (1975 amino acids)
Biological process (GO): regulation of transcription by RNA polymerase II
Molecular function (GO): DNA-binding transcription factor activity, RNA polymerase II-specific; RNA polymerase II cis-regulatory region sequence-specific DNA binding
Source: RefSeq, a predicted model, not a curated record